Molecule: messenger RNA, 2637 nt
Organism: Clupea harengus (Atlantic herring)
Lineage: Eukaryota; Metazoa; Chordata; Actinopteri; Clupeiformes; Clupeidae
Product: adenosine receptor A1-like
Biological process (GO): G protein-coupled adenosine receptor signaling pathway
Cellular component (GO): dendrite; synapse; plasma membrane
Molecular function (GO): G protein-coupled adenosine receptor activity
Source: RefSeq, a predicted model, not a curated record
AUGGAGAGCCUCAAGGUGCUCUACACAGCACUGGAGGUGCUGAUCGCUGUGGCUUGUUGCCAUGGCAACCUGAUGGUGAUCUGGGCAGUCUGGACGUGUGGUGCCAUGCAGCGGCAGCCCACCUUCUGCCUCAUCGUCUCUCUGGCCGUAGCCGACUUCCUGGUUGGGGCGGUGGCUGUACCUGUGGCGGUUCUGGUGGACAGUCUGGUCAGAAUCCCCUUCUAUGGUUGUGUGGCUCUAUGUUCUGUGGUGAUUAUUCUGACCCAAGCUUCUGUCCAUUCCUUGUUGGCUAUCACCCUGGACCGGUUCCUGCGUGUCUACAUCCCACUCAGGUAUAAGAGCACUGUGACACAGAUUCGCUCCUGGUCUGUAGUGGGAGCCUGCUGGGUCUCUGCAAGUAUUUUAGGCUUCGUUCCCAUGUUUGGAUGGUAUCGCCAAGACACUCUAGCACAGAUGGAGGAUUCUAACUCCACAACCAUCACUUGUACGUUUCUGGCAGUGAUUCCAAUGUCCUACAUGGUCAACUUCAACUUCCUCACCUGCCUACUGCCACCCAUGCUACUGAUGCUGGUGUUGUACCUCUGCAUCUUCAUGAGGAUCCACCAGCAGCUGAGAGGAGGUGGGGUGAGUGGCAGUGGGUCUCAUUCCUACUACCAUAAGGAACGGAAACUCACCCGUUCCCUCGUUUUCAUUCUGGUGCUCUUUGCGGUCUGCUGGCUGCCUCUGCACUUCAUGAACGCUGCCUCUUUCUAUGGAGUUAUUGUUCCUCGCCAGGCUUUCUAUGUUGGCAUCCUCCUCUCUCAUGCAAACUCGGCCAUUAAUCCAGUGGUGUAUGCACUGAAAAUCCGCAAGCUCAAAUCUGCUUUCAAGGCAAUUUGGAUGAGGCACUUUCUUUGCAAGGAGGGCCAAGAGACUAAAGUCAAUAUCAACAGUACCAUCAGCACAAGAAAUGAGCCAAACAGGACGUUGUGAUCUGCAGAUCUACAGUGUACUACAUGUUGACUCCAUCUCAUACAUCAGAGUGCUUCACAGUGUACAAAUAUAAUGUAAAAAACUGUAAUAGUGUUCAAUUAAAAAAAAUGCUAAAUUAACUCUACAUGAUGCUUUGUUCAAGUUCCCAUUGCAUUUAAAACUGGAAUGAUAAUAACUCUGUACACACAGGUUUACUUUAGUUGAAGUGGCCUUACAUGCUAUGUACUAAAUAUAUACAAUAAGUGAUUUUAUAAUAGAUGACCUAUUCAACUUAUGCUAGCACAUUGCACCAAAGGAUGCUUAAAAUGAACUGUGACUAGAAUCUUAUUUAAAAUGUUAGAGGUAGAUGUAAUAGUCAUAUGUUCUAUUUAAAGAGCACUGUUUCUCAGUCAGGGUGGGCUGUUUCUUAGUCAACCAUCAGUGUAUCCCUCACAGCUUCCUUUACAGGCACUGGGACAUCUACAGCUUCUUAAACUAGCGUGUCACACCAGUUAGCCUUUGCCAGAGUCGGGGUCAAAGGUUGUGGCAAUUGUCCACUUUCAUGCAGUUUCCCUUCCCUGCCAGCAGAGGUCAUCUUGUCACAAAUAUCAUGAUCAUGCAAUAAUCCCUGUGGCUCUUUAGUACCCUCUUCUGGUUGACUAAAUAUUGAACAACCACAUUUACCAACCCACUGGGACAACGCUGUGGUCAGCUAGUGGGAAACAGACUAAUGGCAGCUGGUACAUGGGAUGGAUAUUUGCGUAGCCCCAGAUGACCAUUAGUUGCACUGUUCCCCAGUUUAUUAUGUGUCCUUAAGUACUAUGUAUUUAAUAACUGAUUAUAAUGAUUCAUGUGUGCUCCACUGUGUGUUGUACUGGCACAUGUUGUUGUACAGGCUGUAUAAAGGUUCAUGGUUAGGAUUAGAUUUCCUUUUAGUAACAUAAAAUAAAACGUACUUGUAUGAGAAGAUCAUUGUACUAUUUAUUACCCAAGUAAGUACACUGUAAUAAAUGGUAAAUGGACUGCAUUUAUAUAGCGCUUUUCUACUCAUAGAGUUUACACGUCAGUCCCAAAACCUGCUGGGGGUUCAGUGUCGUGCUCAAGGACACUUCGACACUUGGUCGGGAUUGAACUAGCGACCUUCCUCUACCUACUCUCCCUUCUAAACCACUGUCGCCCCCCCCAAAAAAGAACCCUUAGUGUAAAGUUGGACCCUAUGGAUCGCUUCCUGUCAGAUCGAUUUGAAUGAUAAUUGAGUUCUGAACAUUUGCAGAGAAGUGAGUUUCUCAGUGAGCAGUGACACACACACAUAACUAUCACACUACCAUAAUGGGCAUGUUUACAUGUCUGAUGCUUGUGAUCAGGUUAGUCAGUGCAUUUAUUUGAAAAUGUCUACAUUUGUGGGGCUUGUGGAUCAAAUGUAAAUCAUUGAGGUUAAAAAUGUAUGGCCUUUCUGCUUCCUGUGUGCGUGGAUCUGGACUGAGCAUGAUGUGUAUUACUGGUGGAGCAAGAGGAGCUUGAAGAAGCAGUCAUACAUUACAGUAGUGUGAGCAUUCAAAUUCCCCAAAUAGCCAUGCUUAAGUUGACUUGUUUUUAUUGGUUGCUAAUGCACAAUAUGGUUGAAAAAGUAUGUAAUUGUAGACAAAAAAAAAACAUAUCACCAGUUGAUCACCAACAUGUAUUUUA